AGUUCAUUUUGACUGGGGCUCGAAUGACGUCACCCCUGUAUUUUUAUCGCGGUGACCUCAUCGCUGGUGGCAGCGGGACGACUUCACUCCUCCACCGUUUCAGCUCAACUUCUCGCUUCUACUUUCAGUUUGAGAGCCGUGAACCCCGGUCGAGAGCAGAACUCACUCGAGCCAGGACAGUCCAUCGGCCGCUCGGUCUCUGACGUCGAGUUUCAAAUGAUUCUGAACUCCUCAUCCUGAAGGCCAGGGUCAGUCGUCCCGAUUGGCUCUGAGUCCAGGUGGAGAGGAGUGAAGUCUGUCCUUGUUCGGAACUUCACUCUGACUGAGCCACAUCACUUUGACGCUCUCGUCUUCAUCAAAGACACUUUUGGAUUUUAAUACGAGAGUGGCACCUCUCAAUUUCUCCCUCUGUUUUUCCAUCAGCCCUGGAGUGGGGGGCAGUGGAGGGCUGUAGCCAAGCGCCAUCACGAUGACAUCAUACUGCGCAGACACAAUGAAGCGCUUCUUUCUCUGAAGGUUUUUACCCGACUGCCCGACUGAACCUGACCUCCAGUCUGAGACGGACAAGACAGGCAGGAGGAGGUUGGGACGACAGGCAGCCAGGCAGGGGGGUGGGGGGAGGGUGGGUCUGUGGGAGGGUGUAGUUUUCCACCUGUGACCAAAACUGGUUCCAAGAUGCUGAGGCCUAGAACGGUGCGGCCCAUUGGGGCUGAAGCGCUGGUGGCCCUGCUGGAGGGCGGCCUGGACCGUGUGGUUCUGAUCGACAGCAGACCUUUCGUGGACUACAACGCCUCACACAUCCUGGAGGCCGUCAAUGUCAACUGCUCCAAGCUGAUGAAGAGGAGACUGCAGCAGGACAAAGUCCAGAUCACAGAGCUGCUGCAGCACUCAGCCAAGAACAAGCUGGAGCUUCAGGAUGACCAGGAAGUCGUCGUGUACGACCAGAGCUCUUCAGACCUCGCUGCUCUGGGCUCCGACUGCUUCCUGAGCGUCCUGCUGGUCAAGCUUGAGAGAAGCUUCCCUUCCGUCCACCUGCUCUCAGGUGGUUUCUCAGAGUUCUCCCAUCUGUUCCCGGGACUGUGUGAGGGAAAGUCAGCACUGGUUCCCUCCUGUAUCUCUCAGCCCUGUCUCCCAGUGACCAACAUUGGGCCGACACGUAUCCUGCCUCACCUGUACCUGGGCUGCCAGAGAGAUGUCCUCAACAAGGAGCUGAUGCAGCAGAACGACAUUGGUUAUGUGUUGAACGCCAGCAACACCUGUCCCAAACCAGACUUCAUCCUGGAGUCCCACUUCCUCCGCGUGCCCGUCAACGACAGCUUCUGUGAGAAGAUCCUGCCCUGGCUGGACCGAUCGGUGGAGUUCAUAGAGAAGGCGAAGGCUUCCAACGCUCGGGUCCUGGUUCACUGUCUGGCAGGAAUCUCCCGCUCAGCCACCAUCGCCAUCGCCUACAUUAUGAAGAGGAUGGACAUGUCGCUGGACGAGGCCUACAGGUUUGUGAAGGAAAAGAGGCCAACCAUCUCCCCCAACUUCAACUUCCUGGGUCAGCUGCUGGACUUUGAGAAGAAGAUAAAGAGUUCAGAUGACUCCAAGCUUAAGUGCCUUUGUCCAUCUGAGCUGAGUGCUGAGGUCAAGAGCACUCCAGAAGAGUCCGCCCUCGAAGCUCCAGAAGAACCCACCCCUCUGGAGCCCCUCACACUGCCCUGCGUUCUGGCCAACAACCCUGAAGAGCGUCGCCUAGCUCAAGCACUGAGCAGCCUGCAUCUAUCAGACGGACCCGAGGACAGAGUUCGGCUACAGAGAAACUUUUCUUUGGACAUCAAAUCAUAUGGAGAGCCAAGCUUGAGUGGUACUCAUCGCGUGUUUGCGCCCCCCGGUGGUGACUCUGGAGAGUUCUACAAACCUGGUUUCAAAGAAGCGUCCGCUAAACUGUGCCAGUUCUCUCCCGUGGAGGAGGUGUCAGAGCAGUCCACUCCAGAGCAAAGUCCUGACAAAGAGGAGGUGGACAUACCUGAGCGAGCAGCGCCACCAACCCGUACCAAGCCUGCACCAGCAGUUUCAAACUGCUCCCUUCCCCGCAGUGGCAGUGUGGAGGAGACGGCCACCAGCUUCCUGUUCGGUCUGUCGAGAAGUCAACAGCACCUGGCCAAGCAGGGGUCCAGCAGCGGCCUGAAAGGCUGGCACUCGGACAUCUUACUGGGCCCCGUCACCGUCACCACCUCCUCGCUGGCUGGCGGCUGGUACCUCUCAUCCGAAUCCACGCGUUUCUACUCCACGUCGGCCAUUUUGAGCAGUAGCGGCAGUGGCAGCUUUGCUGCCUUCAGCUGCACUCAGGGCUUGGAGGCGGUACGGCGGCGCGGCGGGCAGAGGACUGGCGACCGCGGAGACUCGAGGAGGAGCUGGCAUGAAGAGAGCAACUUCGAGAAGCAGCUGAAACGCCGCAGCUGUCAGAUGGAGUUUGGAGACGGGAUGACGGACAGCCGAUCACGAGAGGAGCUUCGUAAGAUGGGAAGUCAGUCGAGCUUCUCUGGCAGCAUGGAGGUCAUCGAGGUUUCCUGAGGGUGGAAGUGACCAGUCAAGGAUGGGGAGAGGCGCUUUAGUCAACAAUGAAAGGUUUCAUGAAACAGAUCCGUCUCAUGAUGUCAGAAACGUUGAUCCUAUUUUUUCAUUAAACAAAGUUGAUUUUCUAUAUUAAUACCGCAGGUUUCAUUCGCGGUCCGAUGAGGAAUGUGUAGAUUUGGAUUGUAAGUGGUUGCUUUGGCCAUCAGGUAGCGCUAGUGAUCAAACAUGAUUAGAUCUGGUACAUCAAGAUUGUGAGAAGAAUUCACUGUGUGUGUUGAUCUCUUUGGAGGACUUCACCUCUACGUCGCGUGUGGCUCAUCACAGUUAUUUUGUUUGCGUGGGGCUGGGGAGGAUUCAGGUUCUGGGGGUGCUACAUCAUGUUCUCAAUAUCACGAUAGACUUUCUCGCGUCACACUUGAGAACCAGGAGUUGCCGGGAACCUCUCAGGGUCCCUCUGGUGGAAAGCAAGUGGAAAGAAACUCCCAGUUAACAGUUGAAGAGGAGUGAUGAGGAAACUGCUUCUAUAACGGCAGCUAUGUUGAUCGAUCAUGAGCGAUACUGACUCAGACACGCUAACAAGCUAAGCUGUGUUUUGUGGGCCGCGGUCCACAGAUAAGAAGCGGCAGCUUUGUGCGAUCAUAAAUCUUUGUUUUCCAGGAAUCACGCAGCACAGACUCCAGAACUCAAUUUUACAAUCUAUUAACAUGAUGUUUUCAGUUCCUUCUUCCCUGUGACGUCAGAAAUGGUCUCCAGUAAACUCACCUUGUAGCCUUUAGCACUUUAGCUAGGUCAGCGAAGCUCGCACUUUAGGUAUGAUGUGAUUUAAAAAAAAAAUGGUUAGAAGCAGGGAGAACCAAAUCAAUCCAUGUAAGCUGUGGUGUUGUUGUUCCAGGUGUCUGUGGUGAGAUGUUUACAUUGAGAGUGUUCCUGUGGUGACCUAUUCAACAAUGAUAGGAAUCAAUAAAACCCUGACGGCCUUGUUUCUAUAUCUGUGCCAAAGUCAUCGUGUAUCAGCAGAGGUGUCCUACACAAACAUCUAGUGUGGGUGUUUCCAUGGACAAGCUUUUCUCACUCAAGUGAGCCCUCUACCUUUGACUUCACGACGAAGCUUUGGAGACACUUUGAGCCUCUGCUCUCAGCUGGAGAGGAUGAUGAGCAUGAAGAACUUGUGGGUGGACUUGUGCGUGGCCCGUGUUGUGUAGAUGGUCAAAUCUCAGGUGACAUUUGAGCAGUAAACGGAAGAAGAAAGGGAAUCGGGGAUGUGGUGUGAGAAGAGGCUGGGACUCUUAUCGAGCGACCAGUGGAUGUUCGAAUAAAAGUUUUAUCUUUGGGGAAAAAAACACGUUAUUAUUU
Synchiropus splendidus (mandarinfish) is the source of this 3912-nucleotide messenger RNA. It is a transcript of the gene dusp16, whose product is annotated as dual specificity phosphatase 16. Gene Ontology annotation, biological process: negative regulation of MAPK cascade; protein dephosphorylation. Gene Ontology annotation, molecular function: MAP kinase tyrosine/serine/threonine phosphatase activity; protein tyrosine/threonine phosphatase activity. NCBI's taxonomy places the organism in Eukaryota, Metazoa, Chordata, Actinopteri, Syngnathiformes, Callionymidae. Gene Ontology annotation, cellular component: cytoplasm; nucleus. The transcript is spliced from 7 exons. Bases 676 to 2556 code for a protein of 626 amino acids. The record is from RefSeq and is a predicted model, not a curated record.